AUAAAUUUUAAGAGUAAGAUCAAUUUUGAUGGCUGCAUCCUCAUUCGAUUAUCUUUUGUUGAUUUCUUCUUCGCUUCACUUUUGUUUUAUCGAUCGACUUUUAAUUUCAAAGCCCUCUUAUCAUCAGAUUCUUAGUCAACCUUUUACCUGUUUAUGACAUAUAAAAAAGUAACAGCACAUAAGUCGUUCCAGCAUGGGUAAACGUAAAACUCAGCGUAAGAAUGCGGCGAUGUUAGAUAGUGACGAUGAAAAUUGUAGCGUAAGUUCAUCGUCAACCAUGGUUUCUGAUCGAAUGUCGGUAGCUGGUACCGAAGAAGUAGAGCUUAAUAAGGAUAGUUUACUUGAUGAAGCUGUUGAUGCUCUGUAUGAAAAGAGGGGUUCUACACGAGAGAAGGCCUUGGCCGAGAUUAUCGAGGCUUUCAAUUGCAAUUUGCAGCACCAGUUCGUGGAGAAGAAAUUUGCUACAUUAUUGCAUCAAUGUUUGAAUUCUAUCAAAAAGGGGUCAAGCAAAGAGAUAUCUUUUGCAUCCCAUACCAUUGGGUUGCUGGCCUUAACUGUUGGUCCAGGAGAUAAUGCUCGGGAAAUAUUAGAAGAAUCAAUAAUUCCUCUUUCACAGGCUCUUAAAUCUGGUUCUGAAUCUUCUAAGACAGCCUCGUUACUGGAGUGUUUGGCUAUCAUCACGUUUGUUGGGGGCACUGAUCCAGAGCAAACAGAAAAAUCAAUGCAAAUUAUGUGGCAAUUGGUUCAUCCUAAAUUAGGUUCUAAUGUUGUUUCUGUGAAGCCUUCUGCCGCUGUAAUAACAGCAGUUGUCUCUGCUUGGUCAUUUCUUUUGACAACUACGGAUGGAUGGAAGCUUAGUCCCAAACUUUGGCAAGAGUCCAUUGCAUAUUUGUCUAGUUUGCUAGAUAAGGAUGACCGAUCUGUCCGCAUUGCUGCUGGUGAAGGACUGGCAGUAAUUUUUGAGAUGGGAAGCUUAGAGAAAUUUGCUGCCGAAGUUAAAGGUUCUAGUGAUGGUUCAGUUCCUGAAGGAAAUAAAUCUAAAGAAGGAUUCUCAUAUAUACAAGGACUGAAGGGAAAAAUUCUGAAUCAAGUCAGAGACCUCUCUGCGGAAGCUGCUGGUAAAGGUUCUGCCAAGAAAGAUCUUAACAACCAGAGGAACUUGUUUAAAGACGUAUUGGAGUUCCUUGAGGACGGUUAUAGUCCUGAGACAUCAACGAAGAUUGGUGGGGAUGCACUGCAGACAUCAUCGUGGUCUCAGUUGAUUCAGUUGAACUUUUUGAGGCGCUUCCUUGCUGGAGGUUUCACUAAACACAUGCAGGAAAAUCAAUUCCUUCAAGAUGUUUUUGGGUUCACACCAAAGAAAAGGAAUCUUAUAGGCGGUGAACACAUUUCCAAUGGUGAAAAGAGAAUGUACAAGUCACCAAAUUCUGCUCUCAACAAAGCAAGAACCCAGCUAUUGAACAAGAAGCGGAUGCUAUCUGCGGGUAGGAACAUUGGACACUAUGCUGUCAAUGGAGGUGAUGAAGAUUCUUAAGCUGCUGCCAAGCCAGGGCAGGAACAACAUUACUUCACCUGAUCGCCUUUUUUAUAUUCAUUGUACGCCAAUGUAUUGAAAUCCAAAUCUCUGUAACUGAUAAACUAGGAACCAUCUUGAUUUUUUAUAUUGGCGAUGACUUCAUAAUCAACAAAUAAAAUGUCAUUCUUGUACUCUUUAUGUGAUUGUUUUAAAGGCAUAUUCAUGUCUUGAAUUA
This is a messenger RNA of Hibiscus syriacus, 1751 nucleotides long. RefSeq names its product interferon-related developmental regulator 1-like. Bases 194 to 1534 code for a protein of 446 amino acids. The record is from RefSeq and is a predicted model, not a curated record. The transcript is spliced from 13 exons. NCBI's taxonomy places the organism in Eukaryota, Viridiplantae, Streptophyta, Magnoliopsida, Malvales, Malvaceae.